CUGACUCAUUUCAAGAGGCAGCUGUAAAUCUCUCCAAAGGCAAGCAGGCCAUGUCAGAUGCCAGACAAAGGCUUCUUGCCAAGGAAGUCAAGAAACAUGAUAAUGGGAAAGCAAGCUUGUUAGGUUCCGGAAUCACCGACAGAGGAGCAGGAGCCAUUCAGAAUCAAGAGAUCAAAGGCGAGGGGACACAUGGUAUUUUGCAAGAGGCUCUCAAAAAGGAGAAACCCUACAACUGUAUUGACUGCGGGAAAUGUUUUGUGAGGCUAUCAGACUUGGCGAAACAUGACAACAUUCACACAGGUGCCAAGGCUUUUCACUGCAUGGAAUGUGGGAUAAGAUUUAGUCAAUUGUCCCACCUGACUAGACAUCAGAAAAUUCAUGCAGGGGGAAAAUCAUACACGUUCACUGAAUGCGAUGCAUCAUUUGCCCAGAGACCAUCGCUGAUCAGUCAUUAGAGAGUCCACUCUGGAGAACAGCCUUAUCAUUGUUCUCAUUGCCAACAGUACUUCAGCCAUCAGUCAGCAUUUAAAGUACAUGAACGUAUCCACCCGGGCCAAAAACCUUAUAUCUGCCUAGAAUGUGGGAAAAGAUUUGUUUCUUCUUCUACCCUCACAAUAUACAAAUGGAUCCAUACAGGAGAAAAACCAUUUUCCUGUGCCGAGUGUGGGAAACAAUUCAUCCAGGGCUCUAAUCUGAUUUCACACCAAUGGACACACUUUGGGGAAAACCCCUUUUGCUACAGAUUCAGUUAUCCAUCGGACCUCACCCGGCACCAGAAAAUUCACACAAGAGAAAAACUAUUUCCUUGUGUGAAAGGAGAUUCACUAGGUUUUCAGAUCUCCUUGUACAUCGGAGAAUCCAUACCAGGGAGCACCCGUGUUGCUGCCUGGAAUGUGGGAGGAGAUUCUGUCAGAAGAGUGCAUUGGUAACACGUCUAAGAACCCACAUGGAAGAGACAGCAGCAGGAAAAAUCAAACAGUCACAGAAAAAUAAUGAACUGAAAAUCUGUGACACUGAAGAAAAGGCAUGCAUUCCAGAAGAAACAGGAGUAAAAUGCUUCAAAGGUGAAGGAGCUCACGUCAACUUAUCUUUUUGACUCCAGGUCCAUCCCUUUCUCAUGAUCUUCUUAGGGAAGAAAGUAUACAGAGAAUGGGAAGAGUUCAUGUAUUGUUUCUUCAAUAACUUCUAUUCCUCCUCCAGUGACUGAUCUUUCAAGGAACAUUGCUGGACUUUGUCCCUAGUUUUAGGAUUAGCCUGGAAUAUUAUGGCAGUAGAAGCUGGAAUAUUCUGCUUUGGAUUAGUACAAUCAGUACAAUCGAGCGGGUUCAGAAGUAUUUCACAAGAAGUUUUGCACUCUUCUGUACAUAAUAGAACUCACUAUGCUACUAGCCUUGAUAACUUAGAACUGCGAAGCUUGCAGUCAGGCCUAGGUAUUGCAUACAAAAUUAUACGUAGUAAUGUUUUACCUGUAAAUGACUUUUUCUGUUUUAAUCACAAUAAUACAUACUAACAACCACUUUAAAUUUAAUAUAAAUCGUUCUAAACUUGACUGUAAAAAAUAUGAUUUCUGUAAUAGAUUGUCAAAGUUUGGGAUGCUCUACCUGAUUCAGUUAUUUCAGCUACAAUUUUUCACAGCUUCAGUUACAAAUUUACUUCCAUGGAUAUUACAUCAUACUUAAGUGGUUAGUAGAGGGGGUGUGC
Thamnophis sirtalis is the source of this 1701-nucleotide messenger RNA. RefSeq lists its product as uncharacterized. Lineage: Eukaryota; Metazoa; Chordata; Lepidosauria; Squamata; Natricidae. Gene Ontology annotation, molecular function: RNA polymerase II cis-regulatory region sequence-specific DNA binding; DNA-binding transcription factor activity, RNA polymerase II-specific. The record is from RefSeq and is a predicted model, not a curated record. Gene Ontology annotation, biological process: regulation of transcription by RNA polymerase II.